GAGCCCUGCCUGCGCCCGCCCCCAAAGCGGCGCGGGACGCCCGGCGCCGUCCGCGGUCCGCAGGGCUGCCCCCUUACGCUUAGGCCCGGCCCGCUGGCGAGGCCGAGCCGCUGCAUUUUAUUUCGUUCGUGGUUUCUGCACAGGCUGGAGUUCCGUGGGUUGGGUCGUACUUGGGACCUCGGCGAAGAGGACCCGUUUAUUUUUUUUCUUUCCAAAAUGGCAGCCUCCAGUCGCGCACAAGUGUUAGAUCUGUACCGGGCGAUGCUGAGAGAGAGCAAGCGUUUCAGCGCCUACAAUUACAGAACAUAUGCUGUCAGGAGGAUAAGAGAUGCCUUCAGAGAAAAUAAAAAUGUAAAGGAUCCUGUAGAAAUUCAAACCCUAGUGAAUAAAGCCAAGAGAGACCUUGGAAUAAUUCGUCGACAGGAGACAGGCCUGAGGCAUCUAGAGAAAAUGAACACCACCUAGGGAGCCGAUCACACCUGGAGUGAUCUGCACCCUCCACAGUCCUAGGAGCGAUCUGCACGCUCCACAGUCCCGGGAGCGAUCUGCACCCUCCACGGUCCCGGGAGCGAUCUGCACCCUCCACGGUCCCGGGAGCGAUCUGCACCCUCCACGGUCCCGGGAGCGAUCUGCACCCUCCACGGUCCCGGGAGCGAUCUGCACCCUCCACGGUCCCGGGAGCCAUCUGCACCCUCCACGGUCCCGGGAGCGAUCUGCACCCUCCACGGUCCUAGGAGUGCCGUUACCAAGGGAGAGGAAGGAGAAGGAAUAGGGAUGAAGUCUCUUAAAUAGACAUUUGAUGACAUUUUCCCCAAUUUGUUGGUUUGCAAUGACUAAGACUUUUUGCUUUUUAACCUGUUAUUAUGGAAAAAUGUGAACAUAUACAAAAGUAUGUAGAAUUGUCAAAUGAAUCCUGUGCAUCCAUCAGCCAUCUAUAACAGUUAGAUACUCUGUAACAUCAAUAGAUGGUAUUUUUCAUCCUUACGCCUACCCAUGCUCUCCCGUACUGUUUUGAGAAACUGUGUAUUCGUUUUCAUAUUAAACUAUUUUGGUACAUAUCUGAAAAGAUGAUGAUUUUUAAAACAUAGCUAUGAAACUAACAAAAUAAUACUAAUUCCUUAAUAUCAUCAAAUACAAAGUGUUUAAAUUUUAAUGUCUCACAAAUACCACCAAUCUUCAAACUGGGUGAUCUGUCUAUAAUCUGUCUUUAAAAGAAAUCUAUAGGCCCCAUUCGUAUCUUUUUUUCUUCCUUGCUCUUCUUUUUCCUUACAAUUUCUUUGCUGAAGAAGUCAGUUCUUUUGUCUGGAUUUUGCUGAUUUUACCUUGGUUUUCUUGCUUAUCUUAUGUAAAAACUGAAAGCUCUAUCUUAACCAGCUAGGUUCUUAGCCCUGGCCAGACACUACACUCACCUGGGAAGCUUGUAAAAUCCUGACAUGUGUGGAAAGCAGCUUGUCACUUCCUCAAUAAGUUAAACAUAGAAUUACCAUAUGACCCAGCAAUUUCACUCCAAAAGAACUGAAACAGGUUCAAACACAGUCUUGUAUUCGUAUGUUCCCAGCGGCACUAUUUUCAAUAGCCAAAAGAUGGAAACAACCCAAAUAUCCUUCAGCUGAGGAAAGGAUCAACAAAAUGUGGUAUGUCCACGCAAUGGAAUAUUAUUCAUCCUUAGAAGUUACAAAGUACUCAUACAUGUUUACAACCUGGAUGAACCUUGAAAACACUGCGGUAAAUGAAAGAAGCCUGACACAAAAGCCACGUAUUACAUGAUUUCAUCGAUAUGUCUACGGAAAGCCAUAGAAACAGAACAUAGAUUAGUGGUUGCCGGAGGCUGGGAAAAUAAGAAAACAGGGAGGGGCUGCUUAAUGAGUAUGGGGUUUCCUUUUGGGGUGAUGAAAAUUUCCAGAACUAAAUAGUGUUGAUGAUUGUACAAUUGUGAAGGUACUUAAUGCCACUGAAUUACGCACUUUGAAGUGGUUUAAAUGAUUUUAUGUUAUGUGAACUUUACCACAAUUUUUUAUAAUUCUGAUGUAUAAAAACACCCCAGACCAAGUAAUUAAUAAUCUCUUAAGUGUGACCCGAGCAUCAGAAUAUUCUAAAGCCCUCCGAUGGAUGCCAGUGUACACGCAAGGUUUGGAAUCAUUGACAGAGGCUGGACGGGUCAGGAUCGUGUCUUUGGAGCCUUCCUCACAGGUGGUGGUAGCAUGCUAGAUUUAAGCCCGUGCAAGUUUGCUUCUGUAUUCCAAAGGAUAACCAUGUCUCUUGCACUCCUGUGAGACAGCAGAUGCUGUCAGGAAUCUGCUGCCUACAGUCACAAAACACAUUCUCUCCUUUUUUAGAAAAUAAAAUUUAAGAAAACCUAAGAAGAAAACGAUCGAUCAUCUUGAUCUUGUUUUUGUGUGAGAGGAAAGGGCCCUCUGUUUCUAGCUACCAUAUAGAUGUGUAAAACAGUGCCACCCAUAGCCUCACCCGUGAGAUGGCAGCACACGGACAAGUGGCCCUCAGGCUGCCCAGCACACGCACACACCCUGCCCAACAGCAACAAAAAGAGACAAAGUAACCAGUCCUGAUUCCUUGGGGAGGCAGGCGAACCUCCUGUAGUCAUCUUUGUCCUGCAGUGGCUGGUGCUGCCGUCAUACCCGUAGAAUCUCAGCAGUGCGUGCUUCCCUACCCUGGGAAGGAAAUGUCAUUUCCUUGCAAGACUCACUUCUCAUGAGCACUGAUAGGCCACAGCUGCUGCUGGCUCUGCAGCCUUGGCAGAGUUGCAAAUAGGUUAAACGGAGAUGGGAGUUCUAGUUCUCUUUUGCUUCAGCCAGCUUCCUUUUCUGGCUAAAUUUGAAUAAACUCAAAGAAACUGGGCAAGGGGUUUACGGCUCCCCGUGGAGCUUCACAAAGAUAAGUUCCACUUAUGUGAUCCAAGAGGUGGUUGGCUUGUGAUUUUCUUUGCUCAGCAUUACUCGUUAAUAUCCUGAACUCACAUUUCUGAAAACAACUGUAGCUGAGAUGUGCUCUUGGAGCAGCAAAACUACAAGUUAAACUUGGAAAUCAAACCUCCCACUUUCACUCUCAGCCUUUUGUAGCAAAGGCUGGGUACUCUUCUCUUUGAAAGCAUGGGAUUUUCAUUUAAAAUGUUAACUAGAAAAAAUAGAAGACAUUCUUUCAGAGGAGGUGUGUUGUAGAUUUUGUUUUUGUUUUUGUUUUUGUUUUUUUAUAAGUGCUAGAUUUUGAAGUCAGAAGACCUGGAAAGGAGUAUCUCAGCUCCAUAAUCCAUUUACCAAUUGUGCAGAUGUACACAGGUUACUCAGUUUCUCUGGUUCCAUAUACUCAAUCCUAAGGAAAUAUGAAUAUUAUGUAUUGCAUAGGACAAGGGUAAAAACGGUGAGAAACUAAGUAAAGCAUGUAAGCUUAGCACAUGCCCAAUAAAUGUCACUUUCCUAAAUAUGUAUUGCUUAUGUAUUAAGCAAGUGAUCCUCAAACUUAAUCCCUGAGAGGCAGGGAGGUUAAGAGAUGAGAUGCAAAAAUACCCUUUUUCUUUUCUGUGGGCCUGUCCUGAAAGCAACAAGGAAUUGGGUACGAUCAUGAAAACUUGCUUUGGGUUAAACCAAGUUAAAAUUUAGGAUCUGCUGAUAUGUCUUGAUCUGUCAACUGGGGACCCACGGCUGCUUAAAGAUAAAGGCGUAAGUCAGGGAUAAAAUAAUGAAGCCAAGGCAUACAAUGAUUGCCUCUCAAUUAUGAGUUGUAUCCUGCUGCUGCUUUUCACAAAACAUAUUUUCCAAGUCUUUAAAUAUUCUUCUAUAAUGUCAUUCUUAAUGAUUGCAUAGUGAGGAUACGGUGCAGCAAAAAGCUAUGGACAGCUCUGUGGCAGCUAAUUUGAAAAUCUAAUAAAAAAAUAAAUUAACCUGAGGAAUAGAAAGCUUGAAUAGACCAAUUACCGUAGAAGAGAUUAAAAUAUCUACUGGUUUGAGCCUUUUCAGACUUUCUUUUGGCCUAGUCCUUGAUGAAUUUUUGUGAAUGGCUUACAGACAACGUUUUCUUUGUUGUUUUUAGAGGGAGCUUUUUUGCAGGCACAAUUUUCUUUUUUCUCUUUUAAGAGAUGAGGUGUUGCUGUGUUGGCCAAGUUGGUCUCAAACUCCUGGCCUCAAGUGAUCCUCCUGCCUUUACCUCCCAAACUGCUGGGAUUACAGGCGUGCGCCAUUGCACCCAGCCAGACACAAAUUUUUUUAAUGUAUUCUCUGAGAUACGUGUGUGUAUUUAGUUUGUCCAUUGUAUUAUUCAAAUUCUCUGUGAUUACCUUUUUAAAUGUACUGUUUCUAUCCAGCUUUGAAAGAGCAAUAUCAAAGCUCCCCACCAUCAUUUUGCCUUUGUCAGUUUCUCCUUCUAUUUCUAAUAAUUUAGGUUUUAUAUACUUCGCUACAGUCUUAUUUAGUGCAUACAGCUUUAUGACUGCUGCAUCCUUUCUGUAAAUGUUGCUCAUUAUUUAGUUUGAGGGUUUUAGACUCAAUUCUGCCUUGUCAAAUAUUAAUAUAAACUAGAAUUUUCCCCCACAAAUGUACCCGGUAUAUCUUAACUCAUCCCUUGAUUUUCAGUCUUCCUUUACCACUUUUGUUUAAGGGGUUUUCAUCUUGUUUUGUUACCUAUCCCAGUUAGUACAUUCACAUUUCAUAUUAUGGCUGAUGGAGUUGAUUUUAUUCUCUUAUGUUAUUAUGUAUUUUAGUUGGUUCUCUCUUUUCCUUAUUUUUAAUGGUUUUAUCAAGUAACUAUUCAUUCCCUGUUUAUCUCUCUUUUCUUUUGUCAGUUUGGAAAUUCCAUUCUACUUUUC
Pongo pygmaeus (Bornean orangutan) is the source of this 4816-nucleotide messenger RNA. It is a transcript of the gene LYRM4, whose product is annotated as LYR motif containing 4. Gene Ontology annotation, biological process: iron-sulfur cluster assembly. Lineage: Eukaryota; Metazoa; Chordata; Mammalia; Primates; Hominidae. Bases 217 to 465 code for a protein of 82 amino acids. The record is from RefSeq and is a predicted model, not a curated record. Gene Ontology annotation, cellular component: L-cysteine desulfurase complex; mitochondrion. The transcript has 3 exons.